Molecule: messenger RNA, 2591 nt
Organism: Populus euphratica (Euphrates poplar)
Lineage: Eukaryota; Viridiplantae; Streptophyta; Magnoliopsida; Malpighiales; Salicaceae
Product: BTB/POZ domain-containing protein DOT3-like
Exons: 6
Coding region: 703-2442 (579 amino acids)
Molecular function (GO): protein binding
Source: RefSeq, a predicted model, not a curated record
GCGCAAUACAUGAGUAGUUCAUACGUAUGGAGAGAGAGUUUCUAAUAAAAGAACUAAAUUUGGACCAAUGCCAUGAUGACAUCAGGCAGGCCAUUAACAGAUAUAAUGGAUUUGAUUUGGACAGGAGGCACAUGCAAUCUCGUCUCUUACCAGUAUAGAGUUGAAGGCCCUGCAAUUCUGACACAAACUAAAUGCUAGAAAGUAACGUACGUGGAUGAAGAUCGACAAUUCAAAUCCUGACAUUCUUUUUUCCCAUGAGCUCGAUAGAUCUGUAUCAGAAUUUUCUGAAAUUCUCAGCUCACCUAACAGCGCUCCCAUACCAACCACAGACUCACAUAUCAAAUUUAUGGCCAUGCCCCACUGUCUCCUCCCCCCAUGUCCUCACACCAUUAAAUGUUCAGGAUCACAACAACAACGCCAUGCAGCUUCACUGUAACCAUGAAGAAGUCCCUUCCACCUGUUCAAUCACAGAGCUCAGAGAGUGGUUCUGGUGGUGCUGAUCAAGUUUACAGCCAAAGCAUCAUAGUUCCUCCUACAGCCAUAUCAAUAGCCGAUGGCUUUGAAAAGAAUGAUCACUCAUGGUACAACUUAAAUCAGCGAUGAUACAGGAUUCUCAAGCCAGCGAUUAGAACUAGCAACGUUACUGCUAGUUUGUCGAAAGACAGCUAGCGUGUGUUUUGUUUCUAAAUCAUAACCAAGCUAAUGUUUGUCAAUUCCCAAAUCCCGACGGAUCUAUCAAUUCAAGUUCAAGACAUCACCUUUACUGUUCACAAGUAUCCCGUGGUAUCCAAAUGUAGCUACAUAGGCCGCUUGGAACUUCUGCCUUCAAUUUCAAAUUUUGGGUACGAACUCAAGCUUGAAAACUUCCCAGGUGGACCAGAAGCUUUUGAAAUCAUUCUAAAGUUCUGUUAUGGUCUUACACUAGAAUUAAACCCUAGCAACAUUGCUCCACUAAGAUGCGCAUCAGAAUUCCUAGAAAUGAGUGAAGAACUUGAUGAUGGAAAUCUCAUCUCAAAGACAGAAGCUUUCCUCACAUUUGUAGUCCGCUCAUCAUGGAAAGACACCAUAACUGUUCUCAAAUCCUGCGAAACUUUAUCUCCAUGGGCAGAAAACCUCCAAAUAGUUAGAAGAUGUUGUGAGUCAAUAGCAUGGAAAGCUUCUAGAGACAAUUCAACAAUAGGAGAUAUGGUUAAUGAUGAAGGAUGUUGGUUUGAUGAUGUGGCUUCCCUUCGAGUUGAUCAUUUCAUAAGAAUUAUAACUGCAAUAAGGGCAAGGGGAACAAAACCAGAGAUCAUAGGUAAAUGUAUAAUGCAAUAUGCAGAAAGAUGGCUGCCAGGCAUGGAUGUGGAAUUAGAAGGUCCAAGGAAAUAUGGAAAUGGAAAGAAUGAACUGCAGUUCAGUAUUUUGAUUGGAAGGAAGGAAGGUGAGGGUAUUGAGCAUAGCCAGGAGCAAAAGUCUAUUUUUGAAAGCCUAGUAAGCAUACUUCCUCCUCAACCAGAAGCAGUCCCAUGUAAGUUCUUGCUGAAGAUGUUGAAAAUGGCAAUGGUUUACUCUGCAUCCCAAGCUUUGAUCUCAGAGCUUGAGAAAAGAGUGGGGAUGGUGUUGGAAAAUGCCAAUGUGAAUGAUCUUUUGAUUCCUAAUUAUAAAAGUGAAGAUCAGGAGAAAUUAGUGAACUCACUUGAACAACGAACAAUGCACAACAUAGAAGUGAUACAGAGAAUCGUUGAAUAUUUUCUGAUGCAUGAACAAAAGCAGCAGCAACCGUCACAGGCAGCAGGGAAAUCAAGUGUUAGUAAGCUUUUGGACAGUUAUCUAACUGUGGUUGCAAAGGACCCUGAUCUCUCCAUUACCAAGUUUCAAGUUUUGGCUGAAGCCCUGCCAGAAAAAGCUCGGACAUGUGAUGACGGUCUUUAUGGAGCCAUUGACACCUAUCUCAAGGAUCAUCCUUUGCUCUCUGAGCAUGACCGAAAAAGGCUGUGCAGAAUAAUGAACUGCGGGAAGUUAUCGCUUGAUGCAUGCUCGCAUGCAGCACAAAAUGAUAGGUUGCCUCUACGAACAGUUAUUCAGGUGUUGUUCUGUGAGCAAAUAAAAAUAAGGGCAGCAAUGCAAGGAAAAGAGCCAGUAGCAAAUGGUAACAGCUCAGAACAAGAAAUAACUCAAACAUCAACAAAAACUGAGAUCAGGACCCUAAGAGCAGAGCUAGAGAAUGUAAAGAUGCAAAUGACAGAGCUGCAGAGGGACUAUUUUGAACUGCAACACGAUUACAGAAAGAAAAACAACAAGCAUAUGAAUAGAUCGGCUUGGAAUUUUGGUUGGACAAAGAUCAGAACAUCAGCUCUUUUCCAUAGAAAAUCAGAUGGGAAUUUAAGCGGACAAGUACAUAAGAUACCCAAUUCACUUGGCCACAAAAUGAAUUUCAGAAGAAGACUAUUCAUAUCAUGAUUUUAUAUGAAUUACAUGUUUUCUAAACGAAAGUCCACCUGUAACCAAAAAGGGCUUGGUGCAUCUUUCUUGUUGAAGCAUACAAUAAGCCAUGUUGUAGUUUCAUUCAAUGUAAAAAAAGCUUGCCAGGAAUAAAUCCCAGUGCAUCA